Fomitopsis serialis is the source of this 483-nucleotide messenger RNA. RefSeq names its product Rab5-interacting protein-domain-containing protein. The transcript is spliced from 3 exons. Gene Ontology annotation, biological process: autophagosome assembly; protein folding in endoplasmic reticulum. The coding region runs from base 48 to 374 and encodes 108 amino acids. The record is from RefSeq and is a predicted model, not a curated record. Lineage: Eukaryota; Fungi; Basidiomycota; Agaricomycetes; Polyporales; Fomitopsidaceae. Gene Ontology annotation, cellular component: membrane; EMC complex; endoplasmic reticulum.
GGUGGUGUGAGUCACACUGUGUGAGUGUCCGGCACCCUACCACGACCAUGUCUGCCGCCGACCAGCAGGCUCAGCUGCUCUUCCCCCCGAACGUGCAGUACAACGCCUCUCGCGUCUACUCCAUCAAGUUCCUCUCGUCGUGCUUCGCCGGCGCCGUCGCAGGCGUCCUCGGCCUCGAGAACACCCUCGGCUUCGCGCUCUUCAUCCUCGCAACGCUGCUGACCUCCGCGUGUUUGUACGUCAAGUGCAAGGGACGACCGGCGAAGUACAUUCCCGGAGGCUGGUGGGAGCUAGUAAACCCCGGUCAGGAGAACAUCUCUUCAUUCAUCCUGGUGUGGACGCUAUUCUACGGCGUUGUGCACGUCUACGAUUAAUCCCGCUGCACCCUGUUCCCAGCGGAGUCGCCUGUUGCAGUCGUACGUUUUCUUACUCGUGUCUUCUCCGGUCCGGCCACGCUCAGGUGCCCACCGUUGGUUUUUGCAA